GAUCAUGCCAAGCGUGGACUGGAAGUCGUAAAGAAGGAUCCAGAGCUGGUCUCUCUUCUUCAAACCCUCUAUAAGGAUCAGCUGCAGGAACGAGAUGACUUCUUCGCCUCUAUGUUCAGCUAUAUCGAAGGCGACGAUGACGCCUCAGAUUCGCCACUUGAGAAGCGUACCACAACAAACUGCUUGUCUCACACCCUUCCAGACUUCCUGCCUUCCAACAUCACCGGUUUAAAGAAGUUUCCUGAAGCUGCGUACCCUUACAAAGAUCCCACACCUUCGGAUCAGAGAGGACCAUGCCCAGGCAUGAAUACUCUUGCUAACCAUGGCUACAUUCCUCGCAACGGUAUCACUACCGUAGCUCAGACGGUCAUCGCAGCCGCACGAGUCUUCAAUAUGGGAGCAGAUCUGACAACGUUCCUCGCUGGUGGGUCCGUGCUGUUUGCUGGUGACAUUCCAUCGAUGCGAUACUCCAUUGGUGGCGCAGACUCUCGCACCAAUUCGGCUGGUGCUCUCGGCAGUGCGCUAGGUACCGAGACUGGACUUUCCGGGCACCUCCGCUUCAAGGAGGGAGAUGCUUCAGGUACACGAUGCGACUUCUAUCUCUGCGAUGGUGACAACCACAAUCUGAACGGCAGUAUCUUCCUGGACCUACAAGACAAGGCAAGGACAUAUGGCGGAGGUCAAUACAACGUCAAAGCCUUGAUUCACCAUUCUGCUGCUCAAUACAACAACUCGCGCAGCAAGAACCCCAACUUCUACUUCUUGCCUCCAUCUUCUGCUCUCACAAUCGGCGCAACUUACUUCCAAGCUGGCUUCUUCUCUAACGGCACCAUUGGCUUUGGUGGCGUUGCAAACGAAGCAUCGAUCGCAUCAUUUGAUGGCGCGUACUUCAACGCAAACGGAACUGUUUCCUAUCAGCCCGAGCAGAUUCCUCCUCAAGGAUGGUACCGUAGAGGCUUCCCCAUGUUCCUCUCUGAGGGUAUCGACGGUAUCAUCACCAUGUACACUGGCAUAGCCGAGAUUCUUGGAGAGCCUGAGCUCUACGGUGGCACUACCGUCAAUGGCACGAUCUGCGCCCUGGAAGGCACACUCUACGCCAACUUUGUCAAUGAGUUCAGUAGCAUCCUGUCAACAGCGGUUGGUGCUUUGAACACCGUCACUUCUGUC
Messenger RNA from Aureobasidium namibiae CBS 147.97, 1167 nucleotides. RefSeq names its product Cloroperoxidase. The annotation marks the transcript as partial. Gene Ontology annotation, molecular function: peroxidase activity. The transcript is spliced from 4 exons. NCBI's taxonomy places the organism in Eukaryota, Fungi, Ascomycota, Dothideomycetes, Dothideales, Saccotheciaceae. The record is from RefSeq and is a predicted model, not a curated record.